AUGGCAAUUAUGAAAUUGACGUAUUUGGAGAUGUAUGGCAAUGAUAUGUCAUGGGCCAGUUUCCAUGUGCUCGAGGUUAUGAGUAGUGCCAAAUUCCAGCAGAAACGAGUGGGAUAUUUGGCGGCGGCUCAGAGUUUCCGUGCUAAUACCGAUGUAUUGAUGCUGACGACUAAUUUGUUAAAGAAAGAUUUGGGCUCGGCUAACCCGCUUGAAGUGUCUACAUCACUCAGUGCAGCAGCAUCGAUUGUCACCCCAUCGCUGGCUCAUGACCUAUCUCCAGAUAUUUUGAAAAUGUUGAACCAUUCUCGACCUUAUAUCAGGAAGAAGGCUGUUUUGGCAAUGUAUAAAGUGUUUCUUCAGUACCCAGAAGCACUGCCAGGUGCAUUUCCUAGGCUUAAAGACAAGUUAGAAGAUGCCGACCCGUCAGUUGUAUCAGCUACCGUCAAUGUUAUUUGUGAGCUAGCCAAACAAACCAGUGGUACUGGAAGUGAAAUCACAAAGACUUAUUUGUCAUUAGCACCACAACUUUAUGAACUGUUGACUACAUCUAAAAAUAACUGGAUGUUGAUCAAGAUUCUUAAACUAUUUUCGGCCCUGGCUCCGACUGAACCAAGACUGAAACCAAAGCUUUUACCACCAAUUAUCCAACUCAUGAGAACUACUACUGCCAUGUCGCUUCUUUAUGAGUGUAUUAAUUGUAUUGUAAGUGGUGAUAUGCUGGAUGAAGAUGAUUAUGAGGUGGCUGAAUUAUGUGUUAGUAAGCUUCGUACGUUUUUGGAAGAGCAUGAUCAGAACUUGAAGUAUGUUGGUUUGCUGGCGUUGGGGAAGAUAGUUGUAAAGCAUCCACAGUUUGUGAUUAACUUGCAAGAUGUGAUUUUGGAGUGUGCUGAUGAUAAGGAUCUGACAAUUCGCGACUGUGUUCUUGAUCUUAUUCCUGGCAUUGUCACUGAGAACAAUAUUUAUCAUAUUGUAAAUAAGCUGAUGGAUCAGUUACGAGCAUCUCGAGGUAUUUUAUCGCCCGGAUCUGCUGGUGUAGCAGCUGGUGCCGGUGGUACUUCGGCUGAAGACAAUAAGAACAACUCGGCCUUGGAUAACCACAAUUCACGGAUUAUUGAAAGUAUUAUUAGCGUGUGUUCAAAAGAUACUUAUAGUUUAGUGCCUGAUUUUGAAUGGUAUACGACAAUUCUUGUAGAGCUUGUUCAGCUUGGUACUGACAAUGUUGGCUGGAGAAUCGGUGACCAACUGCGUAAUAUCGCUAUUAGAGUCAAGAGUAUGAGAGGCGUCAUUGUCGAGGCAUCAGUAAGACUUUUGAUGAAUUACCAACUCAUGACACAUAUGCCAUCGGUUGUCAAGUUUGUUGUGUGGAUUGUUGGAGAGUACGCCAGUCUGGUGCCCAAUGUCCAUGAACUGCUGACCCAGCUGAUUACUAGUAGAUACGGAGAUGAAGAAGCUGAGCUGGGUUAUAUGGCCAACAGCGGUAUUUCUGGUACUUUUGGCAUGUUUACUACGUUUGGAAGUGCUGUUUCUGGCGGUGCUGGUGGGAAUACUAGUAGUAGUCACGGCAAUGGACGACAUGGACCCGGUAGUAACUCCCCAUCAAAUGCCCAAUUUGGCACUGUCGAAGCGUCUAUACAAGCAGUUGUAAAGCUGUAUUCAAACUGGGCUGGACAGGCUAACUGGCCUUCGGGAUUUCAUUUCCAAGUUUUGGAAGCAACGAACCAGCUUAUUACAUAUCUUGAACACUACUCAACAGCCAUCUCAUAUGAAGUACAAGAACGAGCUGUUGGGUUCCUGGAACUUGUUAAAGUAGCCAAAGAAGCAAUUGAACAACUGCCCGAUAACAGCGAAACACCACCUCUGUUACUGACACUGGCCAUCCCAUCGAUGUUCAACGGUUAUGAGUUGAACCCAGUAGCACAGAACUCGCAAAGGAAAAUACCACUUCCUGAAGACCUUGAUCUCGACACUGAGAUAUACCCUGCAUAUGCAUUAUCCGACAUUGAAGACGACUACGAAAUAGAAGACGAGGCGAGUACGUUGGUCGAUGGAACCACCAUUCUCAUUGAAGACACCCCAUUGACUGAACAAGAUCUUGAACGUAAACGGCUCGAGAGACUCGAACGACAAAGAGACGAUCCAUUUUACAUCCCCAUCUCAUCUGGCAACCAAACACCGCUUGAGAACUCUCGAUCCAACACACCGACCCCUGGCAUUGCUAUUGCCAAUGCCGGUGGUAGUGGCAGUCAACCGUCGAGCUACACCCCUGGCUCGCACAUCUCGUCAGCAUCGCAGCCAUCUAAAUUCAUGCCACCUCCCCGAAGAACGAAAGUGGAGAUUAUACAGGACGAGAAGAUUGACGGCGUUGACGACGUUGACGAGACCACUACUACCACAGUCAAAACCAAGUCCAAGACCAGCAAAUCACGAAGCAAGCCACUUUUCAAGAUCGAAAGCCGGUUGACGAAACUAGAUCUGAACCCAGAAACGUCCACCACAACCGACCAAGCAGCCACUCUCGAAGUGCAAAAACUGCGCCAGCAACUCCUCAACGAGUCGUCAUCCAAACCUGCCGCAUCUUCAGACGAAAUUCUCGUUACCCACAAGAAAAUCAAGAAAAAGAAGCCCAAAUCUACAACCGGAGAAGCAGGCGAGGCCACUCCGAAAAAGAAGAAAAAGAAGAAAGUGACCUCUUCCGAGCCUCCAGCAGCAGCUGAACCUGCUCCUGAAACUAUGUACUAA
Sugiyamaella lignohabitans is the source of this 2739-nucleotide messenger RNA. It is a transcript of the gene APL5, whose product is annotated as Apl5p. Gene Ontology annotation, biological process: protein targeting to vacuole; Golgi to vacuole transport. Gene Ontology annotation, cellular component: endosome membrane; membrane coat; AP-3 adaptor complex. The coding region runs from base 1 to 2739 and encodes 912 amino acids. The record is from RefSeq and is a predicted model, not a curated record. NCBI's taxonomy places the organism in Eukaryota, Fungi, Ascomycota, Dipodascomycetes, Dipodascales, Trichomonascaceae. The transcript has a single exon.